Messenger RNA from Lacerta agilis (Sand lizard), 1618 nucleotides. RefSeq names its product acid sensing ion channel subunit family member 5 (gene ASIC5). NCBI's taxonomy places the organism in Eukaryota, Metazoa, Chordata, Lepidosauria, Squamata, Lacertidae. Gene Ontology annotation, cellular component: membrane. Gene Ontology annotation, molecular function: ligand-gated sodium channel activity. Gene Ontology annotation, biological process: sodium ion transmembrane transport. The record is from RefSeq and is a predicted model, not a curated record.
CCAGUCUUCUGUAGCUGAAUUUUCUUUUCAAAUAAUAUAUGCCCAAUGGAGAAGCUUAGGAAAUUAAGUGGAUUUCAUGACAGAGGAUUAUUGGAAAAAGCCAGGCUCUAUUUAACAAGAAAACCACUGCCGUCUCUGGAAGAAAGGAAGAAGUAUGAUUAUGAAUUUGCAACUUCCACCUCAUUCCAUGGAGUGCACAAUAUUGUUCGUACAAGGAGCAAGAGCCGUAAGGCACUGUGGAUGACAGUAGUCGUGGGCUCCAUUUGUUUGGUUGCCUGGCAAAUCGGCAGUCGUUUUGCCAAUUAUUUCAGCUGGCCCACAACAACAGUGGUAGUUCAGUAUGUGGAAAACAUAGAGUUUCCUGCUGUAACUUUUUGUAAUCUGAACAGGUUCCAAACCCAAGCAGUAGCUAACCUGAGCGCCAUUUUCUUCCUGUGGAGCAUAGUGUCGGGAGUACUACAUUUGUUCGAUACUAGGGAAAAGUUUGGCCAAGAGAUAAUAGACUUCCUUCAUGGGAAUCAAAAUUUCAGCAUCAAAGAAUUCACAAGGAAUAAUGGUUUCUAUCUCAACAACAGUACAUUGUUGGAUUGUGAAUAUUUUGGGGAGCCGUGUUAUCCAGAGAACUUUGAACAUGUCUUCACUGAAUAUGGAAACUGCUUCACCUUUAAUCAUAUUAACAUUCCAGCAAAAAGAAGAGUGAGUGUCUCUGGAAGGGGCUUGAGUUUGCUUUUCGAUGUCAAACAGGCAGAGUUCACCGAUGACCCCACUCUUGGUUUUAUUGAUGUCGGCAUCACAUUUGCUAUCCACUCACCUAAAGCACCUCCCCGAUUUGAUGGUUUAGGUGUAUCAACCCCAGUAGGAAUGCAUGCUCAUGCUGCAAUCCAACAGGUGAAGACAAUUAUUCAAGAAUACCCUUGGGGAGAAUGCAAGCCAAACAUCAAACUUCAGCACCACAAGAUCUAUAGCACCUAUGGAUGCCUACAAGAAUGCAAAGCACGCCAUAUUCAAAACCAUUGUGGAUGCUUACCGUUCAUGCUCCCAGGAAAUGGCACAGAAUGUGACUUGGACAAAUUUUACAAUUGUGUUUCUCCUGAACUGUAUAAAAUUGAGCUCGCAGGAUUGUGUACAGCAGGAACACAUAAUUCCACUUGCCCUGUGCCUUGUGAGGAAACAGAUUAUCCAACCACCAUUUCCUAUUCAACUUUUGAAAGUGAAAAGGCUUUGAAAUUUCUUUCCACAAAGCUGAAGAAACAUCCAGAAUAUAUCAGGCGUAACCUUGAUAUUGACAUUAGAUAUCAUGAUUUGAAUUACAAAAUGACCCGGCAGCAGAAGGCAUUGAGUGUAUCUGAGCUACUUGCUGAUGUUGGUGGCCAACUUGGUUUAUUUUGUGGAGCCAGUAUGAUUACGAUCAUAGAGGUUGUGGAAUAUAUUUUCACCAACUUCUGUUGGAUGUGUGUCUUUCUUCUACUGAAAGCACCAGAAGUGCCCAACUGGAAUACUACAGAUCAGAUGCACAAGCACACAAAAGAAGAAUACAAGAAUGUUAAGGGCUUGCAGAAAGGGAAUGGAAGAAGGUGAAGUUUUCUUUUCAGUAAAUGGCAUUUUGUUCUGAAGAUAA